AUGGGGAAUCAGGAUGGGAAGCUAAAGAAAAUUACAGGUGAUGUGCUUGAAGGAGGAGAGGAUGCCUCUGGGCCCAAGGAUACAGAUGGCACAAAGAAGGUAUCGGGAAGCAGAAGGGGACUGGGGAAACAUGCAAAAGGAAGUGAAUCCGGUAAGAAGAAGGGUAAGUCGGACUCGAGGGCCUCAGUGUUUUCAAAUUUGAGGAUCAGAAAAAAUCUGUCCAAGGCUAAAGAUGGGAAUAGUAGUUCACGGGAGGAUGUUUUGGAAAGCCAGGCCUUGCAGGCUGGAGAGCUGGACAGUACUCAUUCAACUGUAAACAAAACUCCAGAUAUAAGCAUCUCUGCGGAUGAAGGGGGUCUCUCAGACACAGAUGUGGAACAUUUUGAAAUCCGAAAUGAAACUGUCCCAGCUGCUGCGGAGACACAGGAUGGACAAAGGACCAGCUCUGGCUCUGAUACGGAUAUAUACAGUUUCCAUUCAGCCACUGAACAAGAGGAUUUGCUUUCUGAUAUCCAGCAAGCUAUUAGACUGCAGCAGCAGCAGCAGGGGGCAAUUAACAUUGGAACUGAGGAUCUUGUCACCAAAACAAUGGGCCGACACAUGGCUAAUUCGCAAGCAGCCCCCUUAGAUUUUGAACGGUUUCUUUCAGUAACUACCACUGACAAAGAGAGGAGCCCAGACACUGAGGACGCUUUUCCAGCGAUAUCUGAAAUUGCGGAAAACAUUCCCAUCUCCUGUGCAACUGAACAUGAACUGAAAGACAUGGUAAAUGGCACAGGCUCUCCUGGUAACGGCUUAUUUGAAACACAAGAACGUAAGCUAUUGAUUGAGGAACAGGAACAGCUCGUUGCUGGAGUGGAUGCUGUAGCUAGUGAACUAGAAGAUGAUUUAAACAGAACUGCAGUAGAAAACGGGUCUCGGACACACAGCUCCACACAACCUUUUCCAAACUCGGUAGCAGAUGCUGAGACUAAAAUUGCUGAAGUGCAGGCUGUUGAUUUGCAGGACUCAGUAACUGAGGAUGGUAUUUCAGAUGCAGGCCGUGAUCAUGCUGCUGAGACUCAGGAAGGGAAACACACUCUGUCAGCCAGUCAAGAGGACCUGCAUAAUGGUUUAUCCGCGGAAAUGAAAAAUGUCAUUUUGUCCUCUGAGGCUACAGCAGGCAGUCCGAUGCUUGCUUCCCGAUGCUUUAAGCCCUAUUUAAUUAAUCCUUGUUACAUCAAAACCACAACUAGGCAACUGAGUUCUCCCAAUCAUUCACCAUCUCCCUCCCCAUCCCAGAGCCCGCUUUUUACAAGGAGGCAGGAGUCCUUCCACAAAAAAGACAAAGUCUCAAUCAAGAAGCAGAGGUCUGCUAGUUUGGCAGGUUUAUUUAGUCGUUCCGCAGACUGGACAGAAGAGGUAUCUAAUCACAAAUGUGAGAUAACACAGAAGGUGGGCUCUGCGGGCUACUUGGAGCACAAGGGGUUUAGAGAGAAAUUUCAAGCAGAAAGAGUGCCUUUGACUCAUUCAAGAAAGUCCUCAGGGGUGCAGGCUUCUACAGAGACAUUUCCUAAUGUCUUUUCAGGACGAACUCUGCUGGAAAAGCUCUUCAGCCAGCAGGAAAAUGCACCACAAGAAGAAGCAGAAAAACUAUGUUCUCGCAUUAUUGCAAUGGGUCUUUUGCUUCCAUUCACCGACUGCUUCAGAGAACCAUGUAAUCAGAGUGCCCAGCAAAGCACACCCACGUUUGAUCAAGACCAGCUUUAUACUUGGGCUGCAGUUAGCCAACCCACACAUUCAUCAGAUUACAUUGAAGGAAGCUUUCCAAGGAGAAUUCCGUCUGUAUGGCCCCCACCCAAACCUCCCGAUGAAGAACAAAGACUCAAAAUUACAGAAGAAGAGUUGAAAUCUACUGUCCUAGAAACAGACAAACAAUGCAUAGAAGAUGUUCAGCAGGUACAGGAUGAUUUUGAGGUGAAAUCUGAGGAGCGUGCCAGUGUCAUUCAACAACUGGAGCAAACUAUCGAGGAUCUGAGGACCAAAAUUGCAGAACUAGAGAAACAGUUCCCUGCUGCAGAGGUACAGACUGGUGGGAGGGAGCAGAAAAAUGAGCACACACACGCAGUCUGCGAGGAACUCAGCAGUGUGACUCUUCAAACAAAUGGCGAGGAGACUGUACCCAGGACUGUGUCACAAGCAAGAUCUGUACAAACGUCACCAACGGAGGAUUAUUUAACACACACAAUGCCUUCAGCCAAUGCACUGCCACAGCCACCCCCAUCACCACACUUAGAAGGGGGCAAAAGUGAAGGGCCAACUCGGAAAUUGCCAGCUCUAGAACUACAGCCCAUGUUUUGUUCUGAAAUCUCCUUAAUUCUGUCACCAAAACUAAUCUCGGUGCCGCUGGAAGCAAGACGAUCAGUACAGAGUACGCCACAGUCACCUCUUCCAGGACCCAAAGUUAAUUUGACCCUUGCAUUUGAAGGAGAGACUGAAAUGCCAGCUUCCCAUCAGCCUCUAAGUACUGUAGCUUUGACUUGCAGUGAACAUCCUCCUUCUUUGCCCCUGGAGCCCACACGUAGCGUUCCCCCGUCACUGCCAGCCACCGAACCAGCUGCUCCCCUGUCUGGUGCACAUAGCCCUUCCCUUGCCACUCCCAUGUCCAUGGCAGGAGUACCACCCCCACCACCCCUGCCUGGCUCAGGACUCUCUCCUUCUGCUGCCUCAGCAGUGCCACACCUGGACUGCUCUUUGCCAGGCAUGCCACCACCCCCUCCGCCUCCACCUUUGCCAAGUGGGGAGAUACCGAUGCUGCCUCCAGCCCCUCCUCUCCCAUGUGCUGGAGUCCCACCACCACCUCUACCAUCACAUUUGCCUGGAGCAGGAGUCCCACCCCCUCUGCCUGGUCAGGGCUUUCCACCUCCUCCUCCACCACCACCUUUACCUGGAGCUGCUGUCCAGCCUCUGCCUGGCCUGGGAAUGCCACCCCCACCCCCAGCACCACCUCUGCCUGGAGCAGGACUGCCACCACCUCCCCCACCUCUGCCUGGAGGGGGAAUCCUGCCCCCUCCACCUCCUCCACCACCACCUCUGCCUGGUGCAGGUGUCCCCCCUCCACCUCCUCCACCACCACCUCUGCCUGGUGCAGGUGUCCCCCCUCCACCUCCUCCACCACCACCUCUGCCUGGUGCAGGUGUCCCCCCUCCACCUCCUCCACCACCACCUCUGCCUGGUGCAGGUGUCCCCCCUCCACCUCCUCUACCACCACCUCUGCCUGGUGCAGGUGUCCCCCCUCCACCCCCUCCUUUGCCUGGGUUAGGGGUGCCACCUCCAGCCCCACCACCUUUGCCUGGAGAAGUGCCACCCCUUCCAGCGCCAGCUCAGGGGAGCACCUACUCAGCCGUCCCACAGGUCUGUGGGUUUCUUCCUCCCCCGUUACCAUCUGGUUUAUUUGCAAUGGGGAUGAAUCAGGAGAAAGGGAGCAGGAAACAUGUGAUAGAGCCUUCUCGGCCAAUGAAGCCUCUUUACUGGACAAGAAUUCAGCUCCACAGUAAAAGAGAUUCUAGUGCUUCACUUGUGUGGGAAAAAAUUGAAGAGCCUUCCAUAGAUUAUCAUGAGUUUGAAGAACUGUUUUCUAAAACAGCUGUUAAAGAGAGGAAGAAACCCAUUUCGGACACCAUUACAAAAACAAAGACUAAACAAGUUGUCAAGUUGUUAAGUAACAAAAGAUCUCAAGCUGUUGGAAUAUUAAUGUCUAGCCUUCAUUUAGACAUGAGGGACAUUCAGCAUGCUGUUGUGAACUUGGACAACUCUGUGGUUGACCUAGAGACCCUUCAAGCCCUGUAUGAGAAUAGAGCACAAUCAGAUGAAUUAGAAAAAAUAGAAAAGCAUAGCAAGGCAUCCAAGGAAAAAGAAAAUGCCAAGUCUUUGGAUAAGCCGGAACAGUUCCUCUAUGAACUCUCACUAAUUCCCAACUUUUCAGAACGUGUGUUUUGCAUCCUGUUCCAAUCAACAUUUUCAGAAAGCAUUUGUUCAAUCCGUCGCAAACUUGAAUUGUUACAGAAACUGUGUGAGACAUUGAAAAAUGGCCCUGGAGUUAUGCAGGUCCUGGGUUUGGUUCUUGCCUUUGGAAAUUACAUGAAUGGUGGAAACAGGACACGAGGACAGGCUGAUGGGUUUGGACUAGAUAUCCUGCCAAAACUGAAAGAUGUCAAGAGCAGUGACAACAGCAGAAGUCUUCUAUCGUACAUUGUCUCAUACUAUUUGCGUAAUUUUGAUGAGGAUGCUGGAAAAGAACAAUGCAUCUUUCCUCUUCCAGACCCGCAAGAUCUCUUCCAGGCUUCACAAAUGAAGUUUGAAGACUUUCAAAAAGAUCUUCGCAAAAUGAAAAAAGAUUUGCGAGUAUGUGAGACAGAAGCAGCAAAAGUUUAUCAGCUAUCACUAGAAGAGCACCUCCAGCCUUUCAAAGACAGCAUGGAGCAAUUCAUUAGUCAAGCUAAAAUAGACCAAGAAAAUGAAGAGAAGUCACUGACAGAAGCACAUAAAAGCUUUUUGGAAACUGCAGCCUAUUUCUGUAUGAAACCAAAAAUGGGAGAGAAAGAGGUGUCCCCACAUUCUUUCUUCAGUAUUUGGCAUGAAUUCAGUUCUGACUUCAAAGACUUCUGGAAGAAGGAAAACAAACUUAUUCUUCAAGAAAGAGUUAAGGAAGCAGAGGAAGUCUGCAGGCAGAAAAAGGGCAAGUCGCUAUACAAUAUAAGACCAAAACAUGACUCCGGGAUUAAAGCAAAGAUAAGUAUGAAAAUCUGA
Gavia stellata (red-throated loon) is the source of this 4788-nucleotide messenger RNA. It is a transcript of the gene FMN2, whose product is annotated as formin 2. Gene Ontology annotation, biological process: intracellular signal transduction; intracellular transport. Lineage: Eukaryota; Metazoa; Chordata; Aves; Gaviiformes; Gaviidae. Gene Ontology annotation, cellular component: cytoplasm; endoplasmic reticulum membrane; nucleus. The record is from RefSeq and is a predicted model, not a curated record. The transcript is spliced from 19 exons. Bases 1 to 4788 code for a protein of 1595 amino acids.